AUGAAACGAAGCCGCCCUCAUUUUGACGCCAAUGACGAUGCGUCGUCCGUCUCCUCCCCCCAGGGUGCAUCGGCGCACCAUCCGGCGCUUAAACCAGAUCCCCAGCAGAACAUCGGCCAUAUUCCCAAGAUCAGUCGGAAGAUCAAGGCCUGCUCCGAGUGUAAGCGGCAUAAGGUGAAAUGUGAUAUGAAAGCAGGGGAGUCGACCUGCCACCGGUGUCGGCGCAUGGGUCUAGAUUGCAUCGUCAACAAGAGCCUCCAGACCUUGUUAGAUGACGAAGCGGAGUGGAAAACUACCAUCGAGCUCGCCAUGGCCGACCUGCUGAGCAAAGCCGAUUUACCAAACCUUUCAUACUAUCAAACGGCGGGUAGGGCGACCGAACCACCGUCGAAGAAAAAGGAUCGGAAAGAGUCGACCGUGUCCACGGAGGAUGCUGGGCUGGCGGUUGGACACGAUCGGAGAACCAACUCCGUAGAUAUAAAUGCCGGCGCAGCGGUAGACGGACCCGAGGCGGCUCCCCAGUCCUUUCAGCAAGAGUCGCAGUUUGCCCUCGAUCGGGAAGAAAACGGGGUCUCUUCGCUAGUCAAUGCGCCGAUGGGGAGUCUAUACGAAGUGACGCAGUUGAGCGAGAUUCAGGCAAAUACCCCCAAGCGACAAUAUGCGCCGGACAGGGCACUUGUCACCGAUUUCAUCUCCCGCGGUCUUGUGGGUAUACAAGAGGCGCAGGAGCUGUUUUUCUAUUUCGAUCGCGUGCUCAAUCGCUAUCUCUGGGACGGCAUGGCGCUUGUGCACAAGGAUCUGACGUCUGUCCGCAACUCCUCCACGAUGCUCACGGCGGCCAUUCUAACCGUGACGGCCCUCCACAUCCAGGGCAAAGAGAGCACCUUCGACACUUGUUACAACGAAUUCGCCCGAUUAGCAUCGGCGUCAAUGCUAGACCACCAUACUUUGGAUGACUUGCGCGCGUUAUGCAUCGGGGCGUUUUGGCUUGCGGAUAUCAGCUGGAAACUGUCCGGCCACUGCGUGCGGAUAGCCACCGAGCUUGGUCUCCAUCAGUCUUAUCGGAAAGCGACACAAGGCUCUCCGGAACAUAUAGAGCAGGCUCGAUUAUGGUAUCUUCUCUAUACAUUGGAGCACCAUUUCUCGAUCGCGUACGGGCGCCCGCCGAUCAUCCACGAAGACCAUGCCAUUAAAAACCAUAGCGCAUUUACCCUAUCCCCUACAGCCACACAAGCCGAGCUACGCCUACAUAGUCAGGUGGACCUGUUCAUUAUCCUCACCCGGAUAUAUCACGCGUUCGGUCCGGAUGUCGACUUGGAAGUUCCCGAGAGCGAGUUUGACACCAUUGAUCAAUAUGAUGCUGACUUGGAAACCUGGAAAUCGUCGUGGCUGCCUCGAUUAGCCGGAAGUCGAUAUGUUGGUGCGUAUCCUUACAAAGCCGUCUACUUGCACUACCAUUUUUCUCGCCUGCAACUAAACUCCGUGGCAUUACGGACCUACCAUUCCUCGUGUUCUUCCCGUUCUAUGUCUCAGGAGCGCAAGAAGCGCGCGAACCUGGCUAUUGAAUCGGCCAUUAAGACACUGCUGGUCGUCCUUGACGAACCGGACAUUCAGACCGCGCUGGUCGGUGUGCCGUUGUACCUCCACAGUAUGAUCACCUUCGCAGCCGUAUUCUUGCUGAAAAUCGCGGCCAAAGGCUGCUCGAGCAACAUCCCCGGCAGUCAAGGCCAGCAAAACUCCAUCGCAUCGGCCGGCCUGCUCAUCAACGUGGCGUAUGUGCGUGCGCUGGUCGGACGAGUUGUCGAGCUGAUGGUGUCUUGUAGCCGAAGGGCGAGCGAGCGCCAUCUCAGCCACCACAUAGCCCGUGGCUUGCGAAAAAUGCUCACCGGACUGGAGGAAUGGGAGAAGCGGAAUGCCGGUACCCAGCAGUCGGCUGGACAGCGCUCGCAUGAACAGUCUAUGUUUAAGCCCAUCAUCAUCCCGGGUGCCCAGCCACUGGGCGAACGGGACACUAUCCUUACCCAUCCGCCUCCGCUCCUAGGGGUGGCCCCUUUGUCUGCCGAGCGGGGAAAUGGCUUCGAUCCCGAAGCCGCGCAACUUCAGGCGCAAGCCGGCCUCUCGGAAGGCUCUCUCGAUCCCAUGAUGCCGGACCUGUGGGGAUUCGACGAGGAUUACUUUCCUACGGGGGUUUUCGAUUUCCUACAGUCCCAAAUGCCUGCUUGA
Molecule: messenger RNA, 2223 nt
Organism: Aspergillus melleus
Lineage: Eukaryota; Fungi; Ascomycota; Eurotiomycetes; Eurotiales; Aspergillaceae
Exons: 4
Coding region: 1-2223 (740 amino acids)
Biological process (GO): regulation of DNA-templated transcription; DNA-templated transcription
Molecular function (GO): DNA binding; DNA-binding transcription factor activity, RNA polymerase II-specific; zinc ion binding
Source: RefSeq, a predicted model, not a curated record